UUACAGCUCAUUAACUUGCUUUUUACGAAAAAAAGUGGUUUUUGGAAAAAAAGUGUUGGAAAGCUCACUUCUCUGGAAGUAGUUUUAAUAAACUUAUUCGAAUAUUCUGUUUAUGACACAUUUGUUAAAUAUGUCCAUAAAUAAGGAACAAAUGGAUCCAUAUAUGAAGGCGACACACACCAAGCGCUUCGUUGUAGAAGAUUCAAUAACCAAAGUAACUUCUGAUGGCGAACCACAUGAGAUGAUGACAAUGAUUGCCGGCCUUUCGGGCCUCUUCGCUGCCAUGGUCAUACUGGCUGUGCUAAUAUCUUUAGUCAGCUGUAAAAGCGGUAAAAAACCUAAACAUUGCAAAAAUUGUCCGCGCACAGCCAAUGCAAAUGGCAGUGUUACACGCAACUGCACGCUGAAUGGCAACAAUACACCCGCAAGCCUUGAAGAAGGCAAUUCGGUGUCUACGACGCCUACACACAAUUCAGGUGUGUCGGUAAUUUCCACAGGCGGCAAUCUAACGGGUAACCUGAACUCAGCUUUCAUGGAUAGCGAACUAAAUUUGGCCAACACCUUGAAGAAGCCGAAGAAGAAAACACACUGGAGUGAUGAAGUGGAUGCAGCAGGACACAUCAAGGAAACAGCUGUAGAUAUCGAGCGGUUUUGAAGGAAUGCGGAAUAAGUUAAGAGCAGCGUUCCAUUAAACGAAUUUAUGCGCAUGCGCGGAUUGACGUUUCGGCUGGUCGCAGCAAUUUGCUAUAUGUGAAGACUGAUUGGGGGAGGUUUUGGCCAAAGCUUCUUUCGUUUGUUUUAGUUUACUCGCAAGAUGUAUACCUAACAAUUGAAAAAAAAUAUUUCUAUAUUAAACACACACGAUUACCUGAUAUAGCAUGUAAAUACAUAUAUGUACAUAAACAUACAUACUUAUACAUACUUGUAGAAUUUAAAUAUUUAUAAGGCAAAGUUAAUCUCUGCACACGCAUUUUAAUUUAGAAAUUAUCAUUAGCAAUUAUUUUAAAUAUAAAAAAAACACGACGAUUUUUUCUUUCAACAAGUCAAAGUUUUAUUAUAAAAUAUACUUGCUAGUUUUUAUAAGAAUACACAAAUUAUAAAAAAAUAUUUGUAAA
Molecule: messenger RNA, 1115 nt
Organism: Rhagoletis zephyria (snowberry fruit fly)
Lineage: Eukaryota; Metazoa; Arthropoda; Insecta; Diptera; Tephritidae
Source: RefSeq, a predicted model, not a curated record